AUGCAUAAGAGCUGGCCCUUCCGAAGACGGAAGAAUCACCACUGCCAACUGAGUCCCCUCGGAGUGACCGUCAUCACAACGCUCUUCCUCACUUUACUGCUUCUUCUUUCCAUAUUAAAACAACCAAUUUUCGUAAAGCCUUCAAAGGGGCAACCCAGUACUGCAUUUCCGCCUACACAGGAUCCAGAAGCACCGGCCUUCAUCUCGAAUUAUACGUGCGUUCCCGGACAGCAAUGCUGGCCUUCAUCUGUCGAAUGGAGUGCUUUCAACCAAAGCAUUGGAGGAAGACUGAAGACUACAAUUCCAUGGGCUGCACCAUGCUAUGCAGGGUCAGGAAGCAAGGAAUGCCUGGCCGUUGUGGAGGACUACAUGAAUGGUGUCGCCCGGACUAGGCAAUAUGGAUCCAUGGAAUUCCUGGAUUGGGAGACCUGCGGGGAAUCUAGCUGCACCCUGAAUUCCUUCUCCCCAUCCUCACCUGUUCCAGGGACCUGCUCGUUAGGACGUUUAUCGACCUACUAUGUGGAUGUACGGAGUCCCCAGGAUAUCAGCGCAACGCUCAACUUCGCCAGAGAACAUGGAAUUCGCAUAUCAGUCAAGAACACUGGACAUGACUACUUUGGUCGCAGUAAUGCGGCCAAUUCGCUGGCCAUUUGGACGCAUAACAUGAAGAAUAUGGCAUAUCACAUAGUGUUGCAGCCCAAGGGGUGCAGAACAGAGUAUCGAGACAUCGGUGAAAUAGGUGCGGGCGUGCAAGCCCAAGAAGCCUGGGAAUUCUUCGAGCCUCUGGGCAUGAUGGUCACUGUUGGCGCCGUAGGCUCUGUCGGCAUUGCUGGAGGGUUUGGCCAAGGAGGCGGUCAUGGUCCCCUAGGUCCAAUGUAUGGAUUGAUGGUCGACCAAGCGGUUGAGUUCGACGUGGUCACUGCAGAUGGCCAGCUCAGGACCAUCAACGAGUGCACCGAUCCGGACCUCUUCUGGGCCAUGCGAGGAGGCGGCGGAGGAACUUAUGCGGUUCUUACUUCCUACAAGUUCCAGCUGCAUCGGGCGGUUCCGCUCAAUGUAUACAGUUUCCAGGCGGAUUUCCCAGCACCGGACGGAGAGCUCAACAUCACCCAAUCCAAAGUCCACCGCGACAUCAUUCGCGCUCUGGCCUCGAACCAGACCCUCUUCGCCCAGCAUGGCAUUGCAGGCUACAAUUUCUUCCUUCCGGACCACAUGGUCUCUAUCCUCGUGCAACCCAACGCCGACACAACACAAGUGAAGCAGCUCACCGCCCAAUGGCACGACUUCCUCACUUCCUACCCAGGCCUCAACAUCACAGAAAGCGCCUACCACACAUUCCACAAGUUCUCCGACUGGCACUUCUUCACCCAAACCCCCUCCAUCGCCCGCAACGGCCCGGUCGGCAUUGGUAUCUCGGAAUCCGGCCGUUUGCUCCCCAAAACGCUGUUCCAGACUCCAAGCGACAUUGACGCUGUCGUUGAUGCCGUACUUGCUGCGAUGCAGUUAUCCUAUGAAAAUCAUGCUGGCGGUGCUGCGCAUUUAUAUGCCACAGGCCCGUUCAACACUCCCGACCUUGCCCGCAAAUCAAGCGUAAAUCCAGCCUGGAGAGACGCUCUGUGGCACGUCAUUAUAGGCGGACUCUGGACGCACACCACGUCCCCGAAACUCAGAGCCCAGAUUCAAGACACGAUUAGCAAAGCGAUACAGCCAUUCAAGGACCUGACGCCGGGAGGUGGUUGUUAUAUGAAUGAAGGGGAUUGGAUGGAGGAGGAUUGGAAGAGGACCUUUUUCGGAGAGAGUUAUGAGAUGUUGGAGCGGGUGAAGAAGAGGUGGGAUGAAGGGGGAUUGUUUAAUUGUUGGAAGUGUGUAGGAUGGACGGGGUAUGAGGAUCCGAUGUAUUCGUGUUAUUCACAGAGCAAGAAGACUCCGAGACCGACGAUUCCGCUUGGACCCGUUGAGUAA
Molecule: messenger RNA, 1962 nt
Organism: Westerdykella ornata
Lineage: Eukaryota; Fungi; Ascomycota; Dothideomycetes; Pleosporales; Sporormiaceae
Product: FAD-binding domain-containing protein
Exons: 2
Coding region: 1-1962 (653 amino acids)
Molecular function (GO): oxidoreductase activity; FAD binding
Source: RefSeq, a predicted model, not a curated record